Molecule: messenger RNA, 2294 nt
Organism: Syngnathus acus (greater pipefish)
Lineage: Eukaryota; Metazoa; Chordata; Actinopteri; Syngnathiformes; Syngnathidae
Product: TRIO and F-actin-binding protein-like
Exons: 10
Coding region: 340-2190 (616 amino acids)
Biological process (GO): actin filament organization; positive regulation of substrate adhesion-dependent cell spreading
Cellular component (GO): actin cytoskeleton
Molecular function (GO): actin filament binding
Source: RefSeq, a predicted model, not a curated record
CAUACUGUUUGUACUAGUGUGCUCUGUUCCAGGAUCGGAUGGUGUCGUUGUCUUUUAUUUCACGUCCAUGCUGAUUCACUGUCAUGGCAACCAUCUGUGUAGCAACCUCGCCUUCUCCAUAAGACAGCUGUCAGAAGUCAGUCUACUUUGUAAAGAUGAUGGUAUCGGAUACAACAUAGUCUCCAUGUGGGCCCGUGGGAGAACCAAUCAACUUUAGUUUGGAAGAACUCAACCAAGGAACAAUGCAUCAAAGUACCAGAACAACUAUUUGAACCUAAAGGCAACUGCUUGGGAGAAGAACCAAAGCUUUGAAGAAGAUGCCGGACGACGACAGGCGACAUGUCUCUACCAUCUGAGGACUGCUAUUGCCGGCGUUUCCAGCCCAACACCUUUGACCCGUCUCGUUGCAGCACCUGCCUGCGGCCAGAUCACAUGCACCUUAACACUGCACCUGAAGAUGCUUCACAAAAGUGGGAGUUGGGUGAUGAUGAGCAAGUCUUAUCUGAGGUGAACUCAAGUGCCAGCAGUGAUGACAUCACAGAUGCUUGGACCUACGAGUGGAGUCUUGUCCGCAGUUUGAGUCCUGAGUGCGAACUUGAUAUCUGUGACACUGACACACAAUCUAGCUCUACAAAUAAUAGCCACAGUCCAGAGAGGAGCAGGUCCCCAAGUUCAGAAAGGAAUUGUGUCACCCUCGGAGAUAUGACCCGGAUGGACCCUUCUCCCAUUCGCAGUGCUGGGAGUCCCUGGAUGGACGAGAGGAGAGGCAGGAACAGAUCCCGCAGAACUUCAGAGUCCAGAGGAGUCAGGGAACAAGAAAGUGGCUACUUCUCUCCAGACCGAAGAACUGAUAGUGAACAUCUGACAGAGGAUGUCAACAAAAAAUCUUAUCGCUACUACGAGAGGGGUCGUCCACUCCCCAACAAUUACGUCCCUGAACCCAAAGCCUCUGUCCCGUAUCGGAACAUCAAUCUCGGUGUUCCCUCCCAGAGGAGGAACCCUGAAACGUACAUGCUGGACACUUGGAGAAGCGAAUCUCCUCAGAGGUAUUCAUACCACUCCAAUUUCCGAAAGGGGACCGAGUCAUCGAGGAACUCUCCAACACGUCAUAGCUCAGUGAGCCCAGACAGACACAAGAGCUCAGACCACCGAAUGCGCUCUCUCUCCAGAAGUGAGACUCGAUCUCAUGGCUCGUCUCACCUUCCCUCUCAGCGUACAUCCAGCAGGUCCAGCUCAUCACGUAGACGAGGCUCCUUUGCCUCUCGAACGGUGUCACCGUCCAGACUAACAGCUUCUCACAAGCGCACCGACUCCUUUUCACAAAAUGGAGGCUAUGAAGCACAAGGAGGAUGUAGCCGAGAAUCCAAAAGCCCAUCACAAACUUCCAACAAGCAUAGUUUAGACUCUGAGAGGCUCUACAGAAAUCUGGAGUCCAUCUCCCGCCGUACUUCCUCCUCAAUAUUUCAACAGAACACAAAUGAGGGAUCCCAGAGAUCUCCUCGAAGCAAAGAAGGCUCUCUGUCCAGAAAUGGCUCACACAACAACACCUCACCAAAACUAAGCGCCUCUCCUGGAUCCUGGCAGGGAUCUUCACAGUCUGUGCUGGGCAUUCCCAUCUCUCGUAGUUUGAAACAUGGCACGGAUCACCAAGGGUCGGCUGGGUCGCCGCCACCUGUCGUGAUCCCGGAAAUGGACGAGAGCAAAAAUACAAAGAUCGGCCGUGACAGAAGCAGGAGUAACGUGAGGAGCGGCAUGGAGGCCUUGCUCCUCUCUGAACCCAAGACGGCUGCUCAAGAGCUCGAGGAGGUGGGGAUGACAUUGGAAGACUACAUCGUACUGGCUGACAUUCCGACAAUCCAAGUGGAGUCAGAGGAAGACUUUCCAGGUCUGACGAAGAGGAACCAGAGUCCAAGUCCUUGUAGAGAACAAAGGUUUCGGACUCAAAGCCAUCAACCUCAGGCUGAAUUCUACAGUUGGAAUUUUGCUUCGGAUGAGAGAGGCAGAGGUAGAGAGCGAGGGAGAGACAGGAGAGAGAAGAAGGACUCGGAGAACGGUCGCUUAUCACAAAGACAGUCGACAACAUCUCUCCAUACACAGAAUUCAGACAAGCAAAGUGGGGAGCAGAGAGACUCAAAGCCGGAUGAGCGAGGACUUCACGACUGUCCGCAGACACAGAUGCUGCGACUCUGAAGGGGUGGAUGUCUCGACUGGAUGAAAACGACAAGUGGAGGAAACACUGGUUUGUUCUGGAUGAUGAGUCGCUGAAAUAUUACAAGGACCCAGAGGCUGAGGAG